Messenger RNA from Cynocephalus volans (Philippine flying lemur), 3952 nucleotides. RefSeq names its product alpha kinase 1 (gene ALPK1). The record is from RefSeq and is a predicted model, not a curated record. The transcript is spliced from 15 exons. Gene Ontology annotation, biological process: cytoplasmic pattern recognition receptor signaling pathway; innate immune response; protein phosphorylation. Lineage: Eukaryota; Metazoa; Chordata; Mammalia; Dermoptera; Cynocephalidae. Gene Ontology annotation, cellular component: cilium. Gene Ontology annotation, molecular function: monosaccharide binding; ATP binding; protein serine/threonine kinase activity.
GUAUCUCAGAGAAGUUGUACCUGAAUGAACUUUUUUCAAAGUUAGAUUUGCUGGUGUUUCUCCUUUUCUUCGAGAUAAAGCACUUAGACAAAAGGAAGAGAUUUAUGAUCUUGUGCAUCAGGAGUUGUGGUUUCAAGUGAAGAAACAGAAGCAAAGAGGUAAUUGAUUACCAUAGACCCAAGGACACCCAAUUCAUCGUUGAGGGAGAGUAAUCAUCAUGAAUAAUCAAAAAGCUGUAGCCGCGCUACUGCAAGAGUGCAAGCAAGUACUGGACCAGCUCUUGUUGGAGGCACCAGAUGUGUCAGAGGAGGACAAGAGCGAGGACCAGCGGUGCAGAGCUUCACUCUCCAGCGAGUUAAGGACCCUGAUCCAGGAGGCAAAGGAAAUGAAGUGGCCCUUCGUGCCUGAAAAGUGGCAGUACAAACAAGCCAUGAGCCCAGAGGACAAAACAAACCUGCAGGAUGUGAUUGGCGCCGGGUUGCAGCAGUUACUGGAGUCCCUUCGAGCCUCCAUCCUCGCUCAGGACUGUGCUGUCGCCGCGGCUAUUGUGUUCUUGAUGGACAGAUUCCUGUAUGGACUCGACGUCUCUGGAGAACUCCUGCAGGUCGCCAAAGGUCUCCACAAGCUGCAGCCAGCAACGCCAAUUGCCCCGCAGGUGGUUAUUCGCCAAGCCCGAGUCGCGGUCAACUCAGGGAAACUUUUAAAAGCAGAGUAUAUCCUGAGCAACCUAAUAAGCAACAAUGGAGCAACAGGUACGUGGCUGUACAGAAAUAAAAGUGACAAGGUCCUGGUGCAGUCAGUCUGUAUACAGAUCAGAGGGCAAAUUCUGCAAAAGCUAGGGAUGUGGUAUGAAGCAGCAGAGUUAAUCUGGGCCUCAAUCGUAGGAUAUUUGACACUUCCUCAGCCAGAUAAAAAGGGCCUUUCCACGUCACUGGGUAUACUGGCAGACAUCUUUGUUUCCAUGAGCAAGAAAGAUUAUGAAAAGUUUAAAAACAAUCCACAGAUUAACUUGGGCCUGCUGAAGGAGUUUGACCAUCAUUUGCUGUCAGCCGCUGAAGCCUCCAAGCUGGCAGCCGCCUUCAGCGCCUACACACCUCUCUUCGUGCUCACAGCCGUGAAUAUUCGUGGCACGUGCUUGUUGUCAUAUAGUAGUUCUAAUGACUGUCCUCCAGGAAUGAAAAAUGCAUAUCUGUGUGAAGCCAAAGAGGCCUUUGAAGUCGGCCUCCUCACCAGGAGAGACGAUGAACCAGUUACCGGAAAACAGGAGCUUCAUAGUUUUGUCAAAGCUGCUUUUGGUCUCACCACAGUGCACCGAAGACUACACGGGGAGACACAGACAGUCCACGCAGCGAGUCAGCUCUGUUGUGAAGCUAUGGGAAAGCUGUACACUUUUAGCACUUCCUCCAGAAGUCAGGACAGAGAAACUCUGUCUCGGGAAAUCAUGUCAGUUAUCACCCAGGUGAAGAAUCAUUUACAAAUUCAAAGCUUCUCAAAUUUAGAUGACAGAUCUUAUGUUCCAGAGAGUUUUAAGUGUGGGUUGAAUAAACCCAUCUUGCAUGGGCAAGUGGAUUUCCAAAAAAUCCUUGAAACCUAUUCACAACACCAUACUUCAGUGUGUGAAGUAUUUGAAAGCACUUGUGGAAACAACAAAAACAAACAGAAAGAUACAAAAACAGGAGUCUGUAUCACUGCUUUAAAAACAGAAACAAAAAGCAUAGAUACUGUGAGUACUAUCGAAUACAGACCGCACUCUCAAAAAGGCAUGGGAAUAUUUUCCUCCCAAAUGGCCAGGAAUGGUCAGGAGACACUCAGAAGGACGGGAAGGAGAAACUGGACCCAUUCUGAUGCAUUUCGAGUCUCUGUGGAAGAUGUGGAGGCUGAGAAUGAGCCACUAGACCACAGCAGUGGUGGCAGAGCUGUUUUGAACAAGUCUCUGAGUGACAGCCAGAGCUCCAGUUCUUGGAGUAAGUUAUCAGCAUGUAGUUCUACAAGCUGGGAGGAAGUGGAUUAUGUUGAUGACAGGUCAGCCAUAAAAGAGCCUAGCAAAGAACAUCUCGUGGACACUCAGUGUUCCACGGCCUUGUCUGAGGAGCUGGAGGACGGCGGGGAAGGCAGAGCUGCGCACCCAUUGUCUUCAGAGCUUCAUGGCCUUUCUCUGCAGUUGUCCAAGGAUGGCAACUUAGAGUCUUCUCAAAGUCAACUACACAAACACAUGCCCUUGACAACCUUUCUGCCUCACAACACAAUAGGCACUUUCUUGGUCUCUGGUGCUGAGCUGUUGGAAGGAACUCCAGAAGGUAUCCAGGAAGUCAGAAAAAUGGGACCCCAAAAUACUUCUGCUCACUCCAGACCCUCAUGUAGUUCUGUUUCUUGGCCUUCUGAUUCUGGUAGGCUUAAGAACAUGGCCACAUAUCCUUCAGUCCAAGAAGAAGAAAACUUUGAAAUAAUUGAUGAGUUUGCAGAAACCAACUGUGAUGCCAAAGGCAGGCAUGGGAGAGAGAAGGGAAAAGAAAUCAAUGAAAGAGGCACCCACCCUGCAUUUAAAGAUAGCCCCUCCCAGGCUGACCCAGAAGGAGAAACAGCAGAAUGCACAGAAGAUGCACCCUCAGACUCUCAUAUAGUCACGGACAAUUCUCUGGCCCAUAGCUCCGUGAUGGCACAUAGCUCUCUCACUCCUCAUUGGCCUGUUCAAAAUCCUGACUCAGGAAAGGGUGGUGGCUCAGUCGAAGAGCAGGGCAUCGACCCCGAUGCCUCGACUGUGGAUGAUGAAGGCCACCUGCUCGAUGACGCUGAUGUUCAGUCUGCAAGGGCACGUGGCUCUCCUAGACUGUGUGCUCUCAGGCAGCUGCCCGCUCAGAGGGCUUAGACUCCCAGUGUAAGCAGUAACAUUCCCUUUCCUGUCCUCAGCGAGGACUGCACCACCACAGAGGAAGGAAAUGAUCCUGGAAACGUGCUAAACUGCAGCCAGAAUUCUAGCUCGUCCUCGGCGUGGUGGUUGAAAUCACCCGCAUUCUCCAGCGGUUCUUCUGAGGGGGAAUACCCAUGGUCCUGGCUGAACUCCAGCGGAAGUUCUUGUGGUUCAUUGCCAGGAAAGAUGAGGCAAGAGUUCCUUGAGGCUCGCAUUCUGCAGCCUGAUAACGUUGAAAAACUCUUGGCAGGAGUAAGACGUGACUGGCUGUUUCAGAGACUGAAGAAUAUGGGAGUUUUUAAGCCCUGCCAACUCCACCGAGCACACAAUGCUCUUUUGUUAAAGUAUUCCAAAAAAUCUGAACUGUGGACAGCACAAGAAACUGCUGUGUAUUUGGGGGACUACCUGAUUGUGAAGAAGAAAGGCAGACAGAGAAAUGCUUUUUGGGUUCAUCAUCUUCAUCAAGAAGAAAUUCUAGGGAGAUAUGUUGGGAAAGAAUAUAAGGAGCAGAAGGGGCUCUGGCACCACUUCAUCGAUGUGGAGCGGCAGAUGACUGCACAGUACUAUGUGACAGAAUUUAACAAGAGACUCUAUGAACAAAAGAUUCCAACACAGAUGUUCUAUAUCCCAUCCACAAUAUUACUGAUUUUAGAGGACCAGACAAUAAAGGGAUGUGUCAGUGUGGAACCUUACAUCCUGGGAGAAUUUGUAAAAUUAUCAAAUAAUACAAAAGUGGUGAAAACAGAAUACAAAGCCACAGAAUAUGGUUUGGCUUAUGGACAUUUUUCCUAUGAGUUUUCUAAUCGUAGAGACGUCGUGGUCGAUUUACAAGGUUGGGUGACUGGUAAUGGGAAAGGGCUCAUCUAUCUCACAGAUCCCCAGAUUCACUCUGUUGAUCAAAAAGAUGUCAAUACCAAUUUUGGAAAAAGAGGGAUUUUUUACUUCUUUAAUAACCAGCAUGUGGAAUGCAAUGAAAUAUGCCGUCGUCUUUCUUUGACUAGACCUUCAGUAGAGAAGUCAAACAACUCAUAUACUUGGGAAUAG